AUGAGGGAAGCGGCAGCUCCGUCCACGUUGGAAGAGUCGAGUGUGGCGGAAAUGAACGUGGCCACCUUCUUACCGAAGCACCCAGAGGCCACAGUAAAGCUCCCGGCUUCCAUCGGCCUGACAGUGGGGGUGCAGCUCCUGAGGAAGCGUGGAAACUCCGUGCUGCACCCCUGGCCAUCCGAAACGUCGGGUGAAAAGACCGUGGACCCUUUCUUCUCCCAGGAAGAAGGCGCUGUGUCAACUGUUAUGCUCGGCGAACUUUACAGGGAAAAGUCUAUCCUGGAACCUGCAUCUGACCCUUAG
Messenger RNA from Rangifer tarandus platyrhynchus (Svalbard reindeer), 303 nucleotides. Lineage: Eukaryota; Metazoa; Chordata; Mammalia; Artiodactyla; Cervidae. The record is from the annotation of a GenBank genome assembly.